Xyrauchen texanus (razorback sucker) is the source of this 441-nucleotide messenger RNA. Its product is annotated as protein will die slowly-like. Gene Ontology annotation, cellular component: Set1C/COMPASS complex. Lineage: Eukaryota; Metazoa; Chordata; Actinopteri; Cypriniformes; Catostomidae. The transcript has 7 exons. Bases 1 to 441 code for a protein of 146 amino acids. Gene Ontology annotation, molecular function: histone binding. The record is from RefSeq and is a predicted model, not a curated record.
AUGAAUCUUUUUUUCCACCACACACAAUCUUUAUCAUCUGUGAAAUUCAGCCCUUGUGGAGAAUGGCUGGCCAGUUUAUAUGACAAGACACUGAAGAUAUGGGAAAUGAGAGUAAAAUGUCUGAAGACACUGAAAGGUUACAGAAAUUAUGUCUUCUGUUGUAAUUUCAACCCACAGUCAAAUCUUGUUGUUUCAGGAUGUUUUGAUGAGUGCGUCCGAAUUUGGGAUGUAAAAACUAGGAAGUGUCUUAAGACCCUGCCAGCCCACUCUGACCCUGUCUCAGCAGUUCACUUCAACAGAGAUGGCUCUCUAAUAGUAUUCAGUAGCUAUGAUGGUUUGGUUUAUGGUGUAGUUAUCUCGACAGCUUGCCACCCUACAGAGAACAUCAUUGCCUCUGCACCCCCUGCAGAAAGACAAGACCAUCAAACUGUGGAGGAUUGA